Messenger RNA from Phyllotreta striolata, 5506 nucleotides. Lineage: Eukaryota; Metazoa; Arthropoda; Insecta; Coleoptera; Chrysomelidae. The record is from the annotation of a GenBank genome assembly.
ACCGAGUUUAUAAAAGCUCUCAUGAACUCGACUCGUUGCCCGUUUGUGCAAAAAACUUUUCAGUGACAACUUAGUGCUGCUCUUAAAUGGGGGCCUAAACAAAUCGUGUAGUUUUUAAUCGUUUUUCUGGAACCUUUAAAGAACUAAAUAUCGUCGAGUGAUAACGACACUGGGACCAUAUUUUUGUGUUUUAACUAAUCGAAGUGACAGUCGGGCACUAUGGAAGACGGUCACGCCAAAACAGUAGACGAAGUACUGAGGUACUUCGAUACAGACCCAGAACGAGGACUUUCAAGCGAUCAAGUCAAAAAGAAUCAAGCUAAAUAUGGACCUAAUGAACUUCCUGCGGAAGAAGGAAAGUCCAUAUGGCAAUUAGUUUUAGAACAGUUCGAUGAUCUACUAGUCAAAAUUUUAUUAUUAGCCGCUAUAAUUUCAUUUGUAUUAGCUUUAUUCGAAGAUCACGAUGGCGCUUUCUCGGCGUUCGUGGAACCUUUUGUAAUUUUAUUAAUUCUUAUCGCUAACGCAGUAGUAGGUGUUUGGCAGGAAAGAAAUGCGGAAUCGGCGAUCGAGGCCCUCAAAGAAUACGAACCCGAGAUGGGUAAGAUCGUUAGGUCCGACAAAUCGGGCGUUCAGAAAAUCAGAGCGAAAGAAAUCGUACCCGGAGACUUGGUCGAAAUAUCAGUAGGCGACAAGAUUCCCGCUGACAUCCGUUUAACCAAGAUCUUCUCGACCACCCUCCGCAUCGAUCAGUCCAUUCUAACCGGUGAAUCCGUAUCGGUGAUCAAGCACACCGACCCCAUCCCCGAUCCCAGAGCCGUCAACCAAGACAAGAAGAACAUCCUCUUCUCCGGUACUAACGUGGCCGCCGGCAAAGCCCGCGGCGUCGUCAUCGGCACCGGUUUGAACACCGCCAUCGGUAAGAUCAGAACCGAAAUGUCGGAAACCGAGGAAAUCAAGACGCCCCUUCAACAAAAACUCGACGAAUUCGGCGAGCAACUGUCGAAAGUCAUAUCGGUGAUUUGCGUAGCCGUAUGGGCCAUCAACAUCGGUCACUUCAACGACCCCGCUCACGGCGGUUCCUGGAUCAAAGGUGCCGUGUACUAUUUCAAAAUCGCCGUCGCCUUAGCCGUUGCCGCCAUCCCUGAAGGUCUACCGGCCGUAAUUACCACUUGUCUCGCUUUGGGUACCCGCCGUAUGGCCAAGAAGAACGCCAUCGUUAGAUCUCUGCCUUCGGUGGAAACUCUCGGUUGUACAUCGGUCAUUUGCUCCGACAAAACCGGCACGUUGACCACCAACCAGAUGUCCGUCUCUCGCAUGUUCAUCUUCGACAAGGUCGAAGGCAGCGACAGCAGCUUCCACGAAUUCGAAAUCACCGGCUCCACCUACGAACCCAUCGGCGAAGUGUUCCUGAAAGGACAGAAGGUCAAAUGCCACGAAUACGACGCCCUGCAGGAAGUCGGCACCAUUUGCGUGAUGUGCAACGACUCCGCCAUCGAUUUCAACGAAUUCAAACAGGCUUUCGAGAAAGUCGGCGAAGCCACCGAGACCGCCCUGAUCGUCUUGGCCGAGAAAAUGAACCCCUUCAACAUCACCAAAUCCGGCGAUCGCCGACAAGUGGCCAUCUGCGUCAGACAAGAGGUGGAAACCAAAUGGAAGAAGGAAUUCACUUUGGAAUUCUCCCGCGACAGGAAAUCCAUGUCUUCCUACUGCACGCCGCUCAAGUCCUCCCGUCUCGGCACCGGGCCCAAACUGUUCGUUAAAGGCGCGCCCGAAGGCGUAUUGGAACGGUGCACUCACGCCCGCGUCGGCUCCCAGAAAGUACCGCUCACCAGCUCUCUGAAGAAGAAGAUCACCGAUCUCACCGCCCAAUACGGUUGCGGUCGCGACACCCUGCGUUGCUUGGCCUUGGCCACCGCCGACAAUCCCAUGAAACCCGACGAAAUGGACCUCGGCGAUUCGACCAAAUUCUACACGUACGAAGUCAAUCUGACGUUCGUCGGCGUGGUGGGCAUGUUGGAUCCCCCGCGUAAGGAGGUCUUCGAUUCGAUCGCUCAAUGUCGCGCCGCCGGAAUCCGCGUCAUCGUCAUCACCGGCGACAACAAGGCCACCGCCGAAGCUAUUUGCAGACGUAUCGGCGUCUUCACCGAAGACGAGGACGUUACCGGUAAAUCGUACUCGGGUCGUGAGUUCGACGAUUUGUCCACGUCGGAGCAAAAGGCCGCUUGCGCCAGGGCUAGGUUGUUCUCCAGAGUGGAACCCGCUCACAAAUCGAAGAUCGUUGAGUACUUGCAAUCUAUGAAUGAAAUAUCCGCUAUGACCGGUGAUGGUGUGAACGACGCUCCGGCUUUGAAGAAGGCCGAAAUCGGUAUUUCCAUGGGUUCGGGAACGGCCGUAGCUAAAUCGGCUUCCGAGAUGGUGUUGGCAGACGAUAACUUCUCUUCCAUCGUGGCCGCCGUAGAAGAAGGUCGCGCCAUUUACAACAACAUGAAGCAGUUCAUCCGUUAUCUCAUUUCUUCCAACAUCGGCGAGGUCGUUUCCAUCUUCUUGACCGCCGCCCUUGGUCUUCCCGAAGCCCUUAUUCCGGUGCAACUGUUGUGGGUCAAUUUGGUAACCGACGGUCUGCCGGCCACCGCUCUCGGUUUCAAUCCACCCGAUUUGGACAUCAUGAAGAAGCCGCCGCGCAAAGCCGACGAAUCUCUCAUUUCCGGAUGGUUGUUCUUCAGGUACAUGGCUAUUGGUGGGUACGUAGGAGCUGCGACUGUCGGCGCCGCCGCCUGGUGGUUCAUGUACAGUCCCGAUGGACCUCAGAUGACCUACUAUCAAUUGACGCACCAUUUGCAAUGCAGCAGCGGUGGUGCCGACUUCAAAGGAGUAGAUUGUAAGAUAUUCAGCGAUCCUCAUCCGAUGACCAUGGCUCUCUCCGUAUUGGUAACAAUUGAAAUGUUGAACGCAAUGAACAGCUUGUCCGAAAAUCAGUCGCUGAUUGUGAUGCCUCCGUGGUCAAACUGGUGGUUGAUUGGUUCAAUGGCUCUUUCAUUUACCCUCCAUUUCGUCAUUUUAUACAUUGAUGUUCUUUCUGUUGUAUUCCAAGUAUGUCCAUUGACUGUCGAAGAAUGGAUGACGGUGAUGAAAUUUUCAAUUCCAGUAGUAUUACUCGACGAGACUUUGAAGUUCGUUGCCAGAAAAAUCGCAGACGGUGAGAACGCCAUUUACACUGUGCAUUGGAUGAUACUAAUGUGGGCUGUGUUCUUUGGCUUUUUGCGUGUGUGCCCCAUUUAAAAAUAAAAUAAAAGAGAACCAUACCGCAUCGGUCUGCUGGCCGGAAGACUGCCUCAACUAAGACGAGAGCAGGGCCUUAUUAGUGCGUUAAACGGGUGCAAUUUGAGUCAUUAUUUAUAUAAUAUUAAAAAAAAGGUGGAAUCGGUAUUGUAAGAUAUAUAAUCCGCGAGUUAAUUGCAAUAAACAGAUUUUUUUGUCGAUCGUAAUGAUUUUUGGAUUGAAAUUACUAUUUAUACUAGAUCUGAAAGUGCCUUGCAUAAGGCAUAUUAGGUUUUUUAUUUGUUUUUUGUUAGGGUUUUCUUUUUUUAUUUUGGGCAAAAACGCGCCUUUUAAUAUUAGUUGUAGAUUAUCAAUUAGUUACUGCCGCACUUUCAUCAAUUUCCAUUGUAUAAAAUUUAUUCACCGAAUGUUUUAAUACGCAUUUUUCACUCAUUUAUCGCCUGUAUAGAUCCGUUAUAGAAGGUGUAAAUUUAUUAAUUGUAUGAUUAGUUUUUUUUUGAUAAUAUACAGGAAAUUAUCCAAGUAAUAAUCAAGUGUUACCCGUUCUUACUCACUAUAAAGCACCUCUAACAACGCUACGCGAGAAGCAUUAAAAUACUCUCCGGAAUAUCCAAAUAACGCCUAAAGCAAUUUACGAGUCGCGUUAUUUGAAUAUUCAUCCGUACACCGAAGUGAGCUGUAAUCGUCGAAUAGUAAAAGGCAAGUUGUGUGGCCUUCUAGUGUGUUGUGAUCUUAGGUGAAAAAUACAAAACAAAAAAAAACACUGAAUGCAUGGUUUAUAUUAAACAAUAGGGAAAAAACGCGUCAAGACUGAAGUUUUUCGUUCAGUAACGAACCGUUUGAACUGUUAGUGAUUACCGACAGCUUAGAUAUAAUUGAGGAUUCGUUCGUUUUCGCGGGAAAAGGGGGUUUCAAAUUUCUAGUUCUACGUAUUGGAAAUUUAGUCUAUGACGAUAAGCAAUUCCUCACGUUUAUAUAGAGGCCGUUUCAGAUUUAUCCGCACCAUUUUCGACUCGAUUUUUUGGUAGGAAUUUUUUGAUAACUAUUUAUUACAAUUAAAGGUAUUGUGAUUUAUAAAUCACCUACUUCAUUUUACUUAAUUCGGAAUCGAACAACUCGUUCGAUUUCAUGGUAGCAUAAAAUUAUUAUAGUAUAGCAUUUUUACUAUAAGUCGAUAAGUUAUUGUCGAUUUAUCUUAAAGUUGCUAUAAGGAAAAUUGGAGUAUUGCGUCAAACGAAAAGUGAUAUUUUCAGUAGAGCAUUUAAUUAAUCGUAUAAUAUAAUCAAUUUUAUCAUAGGAAUAUAAUGGGGGAGUACAGGCAAAAUAAUGCGAGCCAAUUUCAAUCAGAUUAAUUUUGUAAUUUACCUCCGUCCAUUUUUCGGAUAACAUGUUAAUAAAGUUAGAUAAAGGACUAAACCUAGGUUUACCCGGGUAAAGUGCAAAAUACCCAAGAAACAUGGGAAGGGUAGGUUUUUUUUGGGUUUCUUGGGUUCCCGUUAGGCACCCGUUAACAUGCACCUAUCAUUAUUAUUACAGGGUGAUUAAAAUUAUCAAAAAUAUUCAUUAUCAAAGUGUUUUUUUGUUAUAGCUUCUAAACACAAAUAAUUAUAAUUAAUUAAACAAAAAUAUGACUCAAUUUUUUGCCUGGAAACCCGAAUAUAAAUAGUAUAGUACUUACAAUUGUUGAUAAAUUUGGAACGGUCCAUAGGCCUUAGAUUUUAUUAAAAAAUAUAUCUCGAUGAUUAAAAACGUAUACUAUAUGAUACAUAAAAAAUUGUAAAAAAUCAAAUCGGUUAGUACAUAAAUUUAGUAUCUAAUAGAAGAUUUUUGAUAGUUAAUCGACUUUCUAACAUACAUAUAUACCAGUAAUUUGUUUUUUAGCCAUCGGGAGAGAAAAGUAAAUCAUGAAAUUUAAAUUUUUAUGUAAAACGUUGUCUAUUAAUUUCGUGAUUUACGCUUGCGUGAAUAUAGUGACAAUGGUUUUUUUGAAUUAAUUUAUUUAUAUAAAAAGUUACAUUUUUUAAUAUUCUGUACAGACGUAGUUUACUUUCGCCCAUUUUACGAACGUUUUUGAUAGAUUUUUUAUAGCAUUUUUCCAAUAGGACAAGCCGCUUUAAAGGCACGUCCUACCGAUUUUUCCAAAGCGCCAAGCCGGUAUAAUAAAUCUCUAUUUACUAUGCCCGCUUAAAGGCGCCUCUUUUCAUACGCAGCAAGUUCAACAAAACAU